This is a messenger RNA of Octodon degus (degu), 10307 nucleotides long. It is a transcript of the gene Bptf, whose product is annotated as bromodomain PHD finger transcription factor. Gene Ontology annotation, molecular function: RNA polymerase II cis-regulatory region sequence-specific DNA binding. Gene Ontology annotation, cellular component: NURF complex. The coding region runs from base 90 to 8270 and encodes 2726 amino acids. Gene Ontology annotation, biological process: regulation of transcription by RNA polymerase II. NCBI's taxonomy places the organism in Eukaryota, Metazoa, Chordata, Mammalia, Rodentia, Octodontidae. The transcript is spliced from 30 exons. The record is from RefSeq and is a predicted model, not a curated record.
GAAAACCCAGAGUACAUCGGCCUCGUUCUCCAAUAUUAGAAGAAAAAGACAUCCCACCCCUUGAAUUCCCCAAGUCCUCUGAGGAUUUAAUGGUGCCUAGUGAGCAUGUAAUGAAUGUUAUUGCCAUUUAUGAGGUACUGCGGAACUUUGGCACGGUUUUGAGACUGUCCCCUUUCCGCUUCGAGGACUUCUGUGCAGCUCUCGUGAGCCAAGAGCAGUGCACGCUCCUGGCGGAGAUGCACGUCGCACUUCUGAAAGCCGUGCUGCGCGAGGAGGACACCUCCAACACCACCUUCGGGCCUGCCGACCUGAAGGACAGCGUCAACUCCACGCUGUAUCUCAUAGACGGGAUGACGUGGCCCGAGGUGCUGCGUGUGUACUGCGAGAGUGACAAGGAGUACCACCACGUGCUUCCUUACCAGGAAGCUGAGGACUACCCCUAUGGGCCGGUGGAGAACAAGAUCAAAGUCCUGCAGUUCUUGGUCGAUCAGUUUCUCACGACAAACAUUGCCCGGGAGGAGUUGAUGUCGGAAGGGGUGAUCCAGUAUGACGACCACUGCAGGGUUUGCCACAAACUUGGGGACUUGCUUUGCUGUGAGACGUGCUCAGCCGUGUACCAUUUGGAAUGUGUGAAGCCACCUCUUGAGGAGGUGCCCGAGGACGAGUGGCAGUGUGAAGUCUGUGUCGCACACAAGGUGCCUGGAGUGACGGACUGUGUUGCUGAGAUCCAAAAAAACAAACCGUACAUUCGGCACGAGCCUAUUGGAUAUGAUAGGAGUCGGCGGAAAUACUGGUUUUUAAACCGAAGACUCAUAAUAGAAGAAGAUACAGAAAAUGAAAAUGAAAAGAAAAUCUGGUACUACAGCACAAAGGUCCAGCUUGCAGAAUUAAUAGACUGUCUAGACAAAGAUUACUGGGAAGCAGAACUUUGCAAAAUUCUAGAAGAAAUGCGGGAAGAAAUCCACCGGCACAUGGAUAUAACUGAAGACCUGACCAAUAAGGCUCGGGGCAGUAACAAAUCCUUUCUAGCAGCAGCUAAUGAAGAAAUUUUGGAAGCCACAAGAGCCAAAAAGGGAGAAAUUGAUGAUGAUAAGAGCCCAGAAGACAUAGAGAAGGACAAGAGUGCGGCUGAGGAUGACGGCAGUAAGGAGGCUGCCGCUGAGGAGGGCAGAGAGGGGCUCGAAGCCCAGGCCCUUGGCAGAGACGGUGACGACAGAUCACCAGCUUGCGACCUGGGGCACGGAGGAUCUGAGGAGCCAACUGAAGUUGGGGAUAAAGGUAACUCUGUGUCAGCAAAUCUUGGCGACAACACAACAAAUGCUUCUUCAGAAGAGACUAGUCCCUCUGCAGGGAGGAGCCCUGUGAGGUGUCUCUCAGAAACCCCUGAUAGCAGCAACAUGGCAGAGAAGAAAGUGGCAUCCGAGCUCCCCCAGGAUGAGCCAGAAGAAUCUAACAAGACAUGUGACAGCAGUAACACUAGUGCUGCCGCUACCUCCAUCCAGCCUAAUCUGGAAAACAGUAACAGCAGCGGUGAACUAAGUUCUUCCCCGAGUGACUGCGCUAAGGCAGCUGACGGCCCUGAGAGCGGAGAGAGCGAGGCCCACACACCUGUCUCUGUUCAGGAAGAGAUAGGUGAUUUCAGGUCUGAGAAGUCUACUGGGGAAGUCAGUGAUUCUCCUGGAGCUGGGAAGGGAGCGUCGGGCUCAACUCGCAUCAUCACCAGAUUACGGAACCCAGACAGCAAACUCAGCCAGCUGAAGAGCCAGCAAGUGGCAGCUGCAGCCCACGAAGCCAAUAAGUUAUUUAAGGAGGGCAAAGAGGUCCUUGUAGUUAACUCUCAAGGAGAAGUCUCCCGGCUGAGCACCAAAAAGGAGGUGGUCAUGAAAGGCAGUAUCAACAACUACUUUAAAUUGGGCCAAGAAGGAAAGUAUCGUGUCUACCACAACCAGUACUCCACCAAUUCAUUUGCUUUGAAUAAGCACCAGCACAGGGAAGAUCACGAUAAGAGAAGGCAUCUUGCACAUAAGUUCUGUUUGACUCCAGCAGGAGAGUUCAGGUGGAAUGGUUCUGUGCAUGGGUCCAAAGUCCUCACCAUCUCCACUCUGAGACUGACCAUCACCCAGCUAGAAAACAACAUCCCCUCACCCUUCCUGCAUCCCAACUGGGCUUCACACAGAGCAAAUUGGAUCAAGGCCGUUCAGAUGUGUAGCAAACCCAGAGAAUUUGCACUGGCGUUAGCUAUUUUGGAGUGCGCAGUUAAACCAGUUGUGAUGCUCCCGAUAUGGAGGGAGUCCUUAGGACACACCAGAUUACAUCGAAUGACAUCAAUUGAAAGAGAAGAAAAGGAAAAAGUAAAAAAAAAAGAGAAAAAACAGGAAGAAGAAGAAACAAUGCAGCAAGCCACGUGGGUAAAAUACACAUUUCCAGUUAAACAUCAGGUUUGGAAACAAAAAGGAGAGGAGUACAGAGUAACAGGAUACGGUGGCUGGAGUUGGAUUAGUAAAACUCAUAUUUAUAGGUUUGUCCCUAAAUUGCCAGGCAACACUAAUGUGAAUUACAGAAAGUCAGUAGAAGGAACCAAAAGUAAUAUGGAUGAAAACAUGGAUGAUUCAGAUAAAAGAAAAAGUCCACGAAGUCCAAAAGCAGUAAAAACUGAGCCUGACAGUGAGAAGGGCGAGGUGAAAGGGUCAGAUGCUGGCAAAGGAGUGGAGCAGAGUGUGAUGGGGACUUCGGAGGUGCCUGAGAAGGAGGACCAGGAAAUGAAAGAACAUUUAGAUUCUGACAAUGAUAAAUCCUUCAAGGAAGAACCAAUGGAAAUAGAUGAUGUAAAAACAGAGUCACACAUAAAUUACCGGGAAAGUUGUCCUAUAGAUGUGGUCAAUGUCAGUGAGGGUUUUCAUCUACGGACUAGUUACAAAAAAAAAAUAAAAUCAUCCAAACUAGAUGGACUUCUUGAGAGGAGAAUUAAACAGUUUACACUGGAAGAAAAGCAGCGCCAUGAAAAAAUAAAGUUGGAGGGAGGAAUUAAGAGCACAGGAAAGUCUUCUCCGAGUCCUUUGAAAAGUCUCUCUGAGUCACCAGUACUACCAAAAGUGAAGGAACAGUGUCACACUGACUUGCCUAGACAAGAACACAACCCCAGUGGAAGUACUGACAAAUCAGAGGACUUGAUUCAUGGAUGUUCCCAGAGCGAGUCCUCCAUGCUUGGAAUUAGUGAUCCAGGUCUUACUACAAAUAAAGUGUAUCUAAAAGAUCAUAUGUUAGAUGAUUUUUCCAUUCAGGGUCCAGGGAGAAGCUAUCAGAAACAAAAUCCCAUUGAAAAUGACCUAGAUGUCAGUCUCUCUGAACCAAUCAGCAAAGGCCAGGAACUCAGUAGGAUUAAAACUAAAGGAAGUGAUUUUUUCAUUGAUGACUCUAAAUCAGUCACUGGAGGUGAUAUUGGUAGUUUGAUCUGUAAAAAUAAAAAACCACUCAACCAGGAAGAUAACAACACCACUGUUUCUUCUGAAAGUGCUUUGCCUCCAUCAAUACCUAAAAGUUCUGGGGACAGAGAUACCUCAUCCCUGUCAAAAGGACUGGACUUUGAUGGAAAAUUAGGGUGUGACGCUGAGUAUAAUAGCACUUUAGAAAAUAGUUCCGAUACUAUGUCUGUUCAGGAUAGCAGUGAAGAAGAUAUGGUUGUUCAGAAUAGCAAGGAAAUUGUCUCUGAACAGUUCAUGACUCCAGAACAAGGUGUCGGCAGCUUGGGACCAUUGAAAGGUGCGCUUGUUUCUGAUAAGUCUACUAGAAACUGUGAUAACAGGUUACACGGUAAAGUAACUGAAACAAAUGGCAGAAGAGCAAGUCAACAGCAGAAGCCAGAGAGACCUGUUAAUAAAUGUAUUGAUCCAGUAAGUCUUAAAAAUAUCACGGACAAGAAGAAUAAUGAAAAUCGGCCUGAAAAGAAAGGACAGAAAGCAACUACAUUUCAGAUAAAUGGAAAAGAUAAAGUAUGUUUGAAAAGUCAAUGCUUGAAAGAAAGCUCUGAAAGUAAAGUAGUAAGUGGUAAUGUUGAACCAAAGGUUAAUAAUAUAAAUAAAACAAUUCCUGAGAAUGAUAUUAAGUCAUUGACUGUUAAAGAAUCUGCUGUUAAGCCAUUUAUUAAUGGUGAUGUCAUCAUGGAAGAUUUUAAUGAAAAAAACAAUUCAGUAACAAACUCAUGUUUACGAAGUUCUUCCAAUGCUGAAGGUAAUUACCAAACCAGCCUGAAGACUCCACCAUCAACCAGAGAGUCUGAUGAUAAACAGUGUAUCAUACCUGUGUCUUGUUCACAAAGCAAUUCAUUUAAUCAGGUAGAAGAGAUGGAAAUUGGAACUUCGGAAGUUAAGAAAGGUACCUUCUCACCUGUUACAUCUGGAGAAGAGUCUAACCUCAGUAGUGAUUUUGUUGAUGAAAAUGGUCUUCCCGCUGACAAAGGUGAAAACGUCAAUGGAGAAUCUAAAAGAAAAACAGUCAUCACAGAAGUCACCACCAUGACAUCCAUGGUGGCCACAGAAUCAAAAACGGUGAUCAGGGUUGCAAAAGGGGAUAAGCAAACUGUGGUCUCAUCCACAGAAAAUUGUGCCAAAUCCACGGUCACAACCACCACAACUACAGUAACAAAGUUGUCCACACCUUCCCCAGACAGCAACAUGGACAUCAUCUCUGUAAAGGAGCAGAGCAAAACCGUGGUCACCACCACAGUGACAGACUCGCUCACCACAGCAGGAGGCACACUGGUCACAUCUAUGACUGUGAGCAAAGAGUAUUCUACCAGAGACAAAGUAAAACUGAUGAAAUUUGCAAGACCAAAGAAGACUCGUUCAGGUACAGCUCUGCCAUCUUAUAGAAAGUUUGUUACCAAGAGCAGCAAGAAAAGCAUAUUUGUUUUGCCUAAUGAUGACUUGAAAAAAUUGGCCAGAAAAGGAGGAAUCCGAGAAGUCCCUUAUUUUAAUUAUAAUGCCAAACCUGCCUUGGAUAUUUGGCCCUACCCUUCUCCUAGACCCACCUUUGGUAUCACUUGGAGGUACAGACUGCAGACCGUCAAGUCCUUGGCGGGCGUGAGCCUGAUGUUACGGCUGCUGUGGGCCAGUCUGCGCUGGGAUGACAUGGCCGCCAAGGCUCCUCCGGGGGGCGGGACCACACGCACAGAAACAUCAGAAACAGAAAUCACAACAACAGAAAUUAUUAAGAGGCGAGAUGUUGGUCCUUAUGGGAUUCGUUCUGAAUAUUGUAUCAGAAAAAUCAUUUGCCCCAUUGGAGUUCCAGAAGCACCAAAAGAAACACCUACGCCUCAGAGGAAAGGACUUCGAUCAAGUGCUUUGCGGCCAAAGAGACCAGAAACACCAAAACAGACUGGCCCUGUUAUUAUUGAAACCUGGGUAGCAGAGGAAGAGUUGGAACUAUGGGAAAUCAGGGCAUUUGCUGAGAGAGUGGAGAAAGAAAAGGCCCAAGCAGUUGAGCAGCAAGCUAAGAAACGAUUGGAACAGCAGAAGCCCGCAGUCAUUGCUGCUUCUACUACAGCCCCCACAAGCAGUUCACCCAGCACUGUCUCUCCAGCUCAGAAAGUUAUGGUAGCCCCCAUCAGUGGCUCAGUUACUCCUGGAACUAAAAUGGUACUGACUACCAAAGUUGGAUCUCCAGCAGCAGUUACAUUCCAGCAAAACAAGAGCUUUCAUCAGACUUUUGCUACAUGGGUUAAGCAAGGCCAGUCCAAUUCAGGCGUUGUUCAAGUACAGCAGAAAGUCCUGGGUAUCAUUCCAUCGAGUGCAGGUACAAGCCAGCAAACCUUCACUUCAUUCCAGCCCAGGACAGCGACGGUCACGAUCAGGCCUAAUACCUCUGCCUCUGGCACAGCCACAAGUACAUCACAAGUACUCACAGGGCCUCAGAUCCACCCUGGUAUGACAGUGAUUAGAACACCACUUCCACAGCCAGCACUAGGAAAGGCAAUUAUUCGGACACCGGUGAUGGUUCAGCCAGGUGCGCCUCAACAGGUGGUGACGCAGAUUAUCCGAGGCCAGCCGGUUUCCACUGCAGUGUCUUCCCCGAGCACGGCCUCCUCCACACCUGGGCAGAAGGGCUUCACUUCAGCAGCACCCACUCCAAGUCCGCCGUCCUCAGCCCCACAAGCCCCUCGCCCCCAGCAAGGACAGGUGAAGCUCACCAUGGCUCAGCUCACGCAGUUAACACAAGGCCACGGUGGCAAUCAGGGUUUGACAGUAGUGAUUCAAGGCCAAGGGCAAACUACUGGACAGUUACAGCUGAUACCUCAAGGGGUGACCAUACUCCCGGGACCCGGACAGCAGCUCAUGCAAGCAGCAAUGCCGAACGGGACUGUGCAGCGGUUCCUCUUCACGCCGCUGGCAACAACAGCUGCGGCCGCCAGCAGCACCACCACGACUGUUUCCACAACAGCAGCAGGUUCAGGUGAACAAAAACAGAGUAAAUUUGCACCCCAGACACAGGUGCAGCAAGCCAAACCCCUGCCACCAGAUCAGUCUGCAAGCGUGAGUCCUGCAGAAGCCCAGCCACAAACUGCUCAGCCUUCAGCACAGCCUCAGCCUCAGCCCCAGACCCAGGCCCAAGCCCAGGCCCAGCCCCAGCCCCAGACCCAGUCCCCCGUGCAGCCUGAAGCUCAGACUCAGCCUGAAGCUCAGACCCAGACAGCUGUUUCUCCCCUUGGCCCUUCUGAAGCACAGCCAAGCCAAGCACAGUCCGCCAACAAGCCCCAAGUUGCAGCACAGAGUCAGCCUCCAAGCACUGUCCAAGGACAGUCUCCUGUGCGUGUCCAGAGCCCGCCACAGACUCGAGUACGUCCAUCAACUCCAUCCCAGGUGUCUCCUGGACAGCAGCCCCAGGUUCAGACUACAACCUCACAACCGAUUCCAAUUCAGCCACACACACCUCUUCAGAUACCUUCCCAAGGCCAGCCACAGUCACAACCCCAGGUGGUGAUGAAGCAUAAUGCUGUGAUAGAACAUUUAAAACAGAAAAAGACCUUGACUCCCACUGAAAGAGAAGAAAAUCAAAGAAUGAUUGUAUGUAACCAGGUGAUGAAGUAUAUUUUGGAUAAGAUAGAUAAAGAAGAAAAACAGGCAGCAAAAAAACGGAAGCGUGAGGAGAGUGUUGAACAGAAACGGAGCAAGCAGAAUGCUACCAAACUCUCUGCUCUGCUAUUUAAACACAAAGAACAACUCAAAGCCGAAAUCCUGAAAAAGAGGGCGCUCCUGGACAAAGGUCUGCAGAUCGGAGUGCAGGAGGAGCUGAAGCGAGACCUGAAAAUGAAGAAGGAAAAGGAGCUGGUGCAGGCGGUGCAGGCCAGCACAGCUGCUGUGCCUUCCCCCCCACGCACUGCAGCCGCCCCAGCCCCUCCAUCCCCACCUUCAACUGCCCUGCCACCUGCCGCCCUCCCUGGAUCCCCACCGCCCAUUGCUUCCCAGAAGAGGAAGCGAGAGGAGGAGAAGGACUCCAGCUCCAAGUCCAAGAAAAAGAAAAUGAUCUCUACUACCUCAAAGGAAACUAAGAAGGACACAAAGCUUUACUGUAUUUGUAAAACGCCUUAUGAUGAAUCUAAGUUCUAUAUUGGCUGUGAUCUUUGUACUAACUGGUAUCAUGGAGAAUGUGUUGGCAUCACAGAAAAGGAGGCUAAGAAAAUGGAUGUGUACAUCUGUAAUGAUUGUAAACGGGCACAAGAGGGCAGCAGUGAGGAAUUGUACUGUAUCUGCAGAACACCUUAUGAUGAGUCACAAUUUUAUAUCGGCUGUGAUCGGUGUCAGAAUUGGUACCAUGGGCGCUGUGUCGGCAUCUUACAGAGUGAGGCAGAGCUCAUUGAUGAGUAUGUCUGUCCACAGUGCCAGUCCACAGAGGACGCCAUGACAGUGCUCACGCCACUGACGGAGAAAGAUUACGAGGGCUUGAAGAGGGUACUGCGCUCCUUACAGGCUCAUAAGAUGGCCUGGCCUUUCCUUGAGCCAGUAGACCCUAACGAUGCACCAGAUUAUUAUGGUGUUAUUAAGGAGCCUAUGGACCUAGCCACCAUGGAAGAAAGAGUACAAAGACGAUAUUAUGAGAAGCUGACAGAAUUUGUGGCAGAUAUGACCAAAAUUUUUGAUAACUGUCGUUACUACAAUCCAAGUGACUCCCCUUUUUACCAGUGUGCAGAAGUUCUUGAAUCUUUCUUUGUACAGAAGUUGAAAGGAUUCAAGGCCAGCAGGUCUCAUAACAACAAACUGCAGUCUACAGCUUCUUAAAAUUCAGCGUGUUAACGUAAAACACAGCAAGAAUCUGGUUGUCUGAACUAUUUUAAGGAGCCAGAUGUUUUAGUCAGGGUACCCUGACAAGACUUGACCUAAACUCAUUUUUAUUGGUCAUAACAGUCUAAAUACAUUCUGGGCCAAUUUUGUCCAACGGACAAGGGAAAAACAAAGUCAACGACACCAUUAUCUUGUCAAGAUCAAAUGGUUUUACUAUUGUGGCAGAAGCGGGAAAACUUUGUUUAUUGAAAAAAAAAAAAAGAAAAAGCAAGAAAAAAAGAUACUAUGGGGUCAAGUGUAACUCCAUGGAAAUGCCACGUCUGCUCUUCAGUGAAGAAGCUGGUUUAGAGUCUCACAGAAAACUUUUGACUGUAUUUAUUUAUUGUUGCAAAAAAGACGCUUUUUUAUUGCUGCCCUCAUUUGUCAGCUAAUUAUUUUUUCUUAUACAAUCCAGCCUCAGUUACAUGUAAUCCGCCCUGUAUCUUAUCAUGAUUCCUGUAGGUAAGAGUACAAGAUGACCUCUAGAUGUCUUUUCUUUCUAUGAAAGGAGCUGCUAUGUACACAUGUGCACACACACGACUGGGAAUCAACAAUGAGUUUAUUGUUCAUGAUAGACAAAAAUUAAGCUUUCGGAAGGGCUGGGCAGACGGUCCUGGGCGCCAGACUGCGUUGCCUGGAGUCUGUCAGCACAGCUGUCCUUUCCUCUGCACCGGGCUAACACGACAAAAUCUAUUUGAAGGUAUCUUGUUUGUAAACAUUUGUCAGAUUCUAAUUUUUUCUUUUUGUAUUAAGAUUCAACUAUGGAUGUAUAUGAAACAAAAUAAAUGGAGAUAACUUUUCUCCCGCAGCUGGAGGUGUCUUUGUGCACUGCUGGUUGUCUGUCAGCCUUGUGGGGAAGGGAGGGGCUCCCCGGGGUGCAGGCAGCAUGGUCGGCUGGCUGGCGCUUCCAGGACAGCAGCGGCCCUGCGUGGCCCUCGGCGUGUAGUUCCCAGUCCGCUGUCACCGCGCUGCACGUCCCCAGGGUGCCAGUGCUGUAGCUCGGCGGAGGCCCGCCGCCGAGGGUGCCAGGCGCAGCGCGCAUCCGCUGCGUCGCGCUGGCCGCGUUCCCGGCCCGAGAAUCGUUGCGGACAGCUCCUUAAAUUCUGUGAAGGGCAUUUUUAGAUGAUCUCAUCCUCUGAAGUUUUUGUUGGUUGGGUUUUUUUGUGCUGUGUAAGGAAAAGUAGCAGAAACUGUGGGGAGACAAUAGACGGCAGAGGAAGGUGUACUCUGCAUGUCUUUCCUUUCAGCCCUGUAACCGUCCACAGUGUAUGGCUGCACUGCAAGAAUGGCUCCUCCGAAACCUGCCAGGUAGAUCACGCAGUUUUGCAAAACUUUUCCUAGAUUUUGCACUAACCUGUCAGCUUUGUCCUACCAAGUUCUGGAAAUCGCCUAGUUACUGUUCUUUCAAGGUUUCCUUCUGUUUCAUGUUGCCCUGCUAUGCAAACCUUGCCCAGACCUUAGUUUCUUAAAAGGAAGAUGUUGCUACAGUUGCCAGUUCUCUUAAUACAGGCUCAGGUGUAUAGGUCCUUCUGUCAGCGUCAGUUUUAUGUAGCGAAGCCCAUUCCUUUUGUACAUAAAGAUGUCACUUAAACCUAUACUUACAAAAUAAAGACACUAAUUGCUCAAUCUGGAAACAAACUUUUUGUUUAAAAUAUUAAAAUGAAAAAAUAUUAAAAUGGAAGUAGUUCAAUACAAGUUAUUUGUCCUUUAGUUUUUAAAAAAUGUUACAUAUUGUAUGCACUGUGCUGAUGCAAGAAUUCUACAUUUUAAUGAAUCAAGUCAUUCUGCAUCUCAUCACAUCACAGUAUUUCUGUACUAUUUACUCAUAUAUAUAUAAAUAUAUAUGGGCUUACUUUAAACUUGUUGCGGCAACAACUUUCCUACCUGUAGGCAAUAGAUUGCUAUGUUUUUACAAAUUGUGGCAAAUUCUAAACAGUAACUUUUUGUACUUAAUAGGACCUUUCAUCCUAGAAAAAUAAAAUGUUUUUGACAUUG